Molecule: messenger RNA, 1821 nt
Organism: Paramecium tetraurelia
Lineage: Eukaryota; Ciliophora; Oligohymenophorea; Peniculida; Parameciidae
Exons: 3
Biological process (GO): mitotic spindle organization; microtubule-based movement
Molecular function (GO): microtubule binding; microtubule motor activity; ATP binding
Source: RefSeq, a predicted model, not a curated record
AUGAAAUAGAGAGAGAAAGAAGGUUCAAAUGAAAAUCUUAGAGUUGUAAUUAGAAUUCGUCCUCCAAUGGCAAGGGAGAUUAAAGAUGGCAAAUUCAUAUCAACUGUCCAAGCGGCUCCAGAUAAUCAAUAACUUUGCAUUUUCGAUUAUCAUGCAAUAGAGCUAGUACCUGAUGAGGAAUUGGAAGCAUUUGUAUAAAAUCCAGCGAAUUACACCAUUCAUUAAUUUACAUUUGAUUAUGUAUAUGAUUAAGAAAGCACCUAAGUGGAAGUCUAUGAAACCACAGCUGCUUUGUCAGUUGAUUCGACACUUCAAGGAUAUAACUCAACCAUUAUGGCAUACGGAUAAACAGGAACUGGAAAGACAUACACAAUGCACGGAUUCUCAUUUACACCAAAUUCUGAUUAAUUGGGUAUCAUCCCAAGAUCAUUGCAUAACAUCUUUACACAUAUAUAGAUGAAAUCUAAUUCGAUGACAACAUUUAUGGUGAGAGCAUCAUAUUUAUAAAUCUACAAUGAAUCUAUAAGUGAUCUUCUAAGACCAGAUCAUUAAUAAUUGAAUAUCAGAGAAGAUAAGAAAAGAGGAGUUUUUGUUGAGAAUCUAUCAGAAUGGGCAGUACGUUCUCCCCCAGAAAUAUAUCAAUUGAUGAGAAGAGGUAAUGCCAAGAGAGUAACAGCAAGUACGAGAAUGAACGACACAUCUUCAAGAAGUCAUGCAGUUUUUAUCAUUACAGUUGAAUAAAUUGAAGAAACACCAGAAGGAAAAAGAGCAAGAGUUGGAAAACUAAAUUUAGUGGAUUUGGCAGGGAGUGAAAGAGUUAGAGUCACUGGAGCAACAGGUAUAAGAUUAGAGGAGUCAAAAAAGAUUAAUCAAUCGCUAUCUGCAUUAGGAAAUGUUAUUGCUGCUUUGACUGAACUAAAACAACCCAAAUCACAUAUUCCUUAUAGAGAUUCUAAAAUAACUAGAUUAUUAGAAGACUCACUUGGAGGUAAUUGCAAGACUACAUUUAUGGCAAUGAUAUCACCAGCUAUCGAAGCCUUCAACGAGUCUCUAUCAACAUUGAAAUUUGCAAACAGAGCUAAAAAUAUAAGAAAUACUCCUAUGGUUAAUUAGGAUUAAGAUCAAGGAGCCUUGCUUAGAAAAUAUUAACUAGAAAUCUAGAAAUUAAAAUAAGAAUUAGAUGAAAGAAGUUAAAUGCCAAUUGACUCAAUGGUAGCUGAAUUAGAAAAAGAACGAUAAAAGGCUCUAGAAGAUAAGCAAGAAGUGAUGAGUGCAUAUGAAUAAAGAAACAGAGAUCUGGUUUAGGAAAGAGAAAUGAGAAAGCAAUUGGAAGAAAAGAUAUCAGCCUUGAAUUCAUAAAUGCUUGUUGGAGGGUAGAAGAUUGAAGAAACCCCUUAAUUUUAGAAUGCCCUAGAAAAACAGCAAAAGUUAAUUAGGUAAUAAUAUCAGGAGAGAUUACAAGAAUUGGAAAAAGAGCGGUAGAACAUUGAAGAGGAUAAGGCUCAAACAGACAAAUAUAAAUAAUUGUUACUCAAAUAGAGAGAUAUAAUGAUCGCCUUAACUAACAGAUUGAAUGAAAGAGAUGAAACAAUACUACAAUUAUAAGAGGAACUUGAUGCCUAUGAUAAACUACAAAAGGAACUAGAAGAUAUCAAUUAGACUAAAGAGUCUAGAAUACAAUAAUUGGUGGAACUUCUUAAAUAAAAGGAAGUGGAAAUCCCAAUGAAUUUAGAUUUACCAGCCAAUUCUAAUAAUAAUAAUGCAAAAUAACAGUUAUUAUUAGCUGAAAUGCCUUCCUCCAAAACUGAUUUUAGUUGCUGA